Molecule: messenger RNA, 1964 nt
Organism: Anarrhichthys ocellatus (wolf-eel)
Lineage: Eukaryota; Metazoa; Chordata; Actinopteri; Perciformes; Anarhichadidae
Product: fructose-bisphosphate aldolase A-like
Exons: 8
Coding region: 80-1171 (363 amino acids)
Biological process (GO): glycolytic process
Molecular function (GO): fructose-bisphosphate aldolase activity
Source: RefSeq, a predicted model, not a curated record
AUCUGUGUCCUUUUUACGACAGCAGCUUCCUGCAUCUCUCCGCUGUUUCCUAACGCUGCACGACCAACAAGCUGUCACCAUGACUCACGCGUAUCCCUUCCUGAGCGCUGAGCAGAAGAAGGAGCUCAGCGGUAUCGCUCAGAAGAUCGUAGCUGCUGGAAAAGGCAUCCUGGCAGCUGAUGAGUCCACAGGCAGCAUGGCCAAGCGCUUCCAGGGCAUCAAUGCUGAGAACACGGAGGAGAACAGGAGGCUCUACCGCCAGCUCCUCUUCACCGCCGACAACCGGGUCAACCCCUGCAUCGGCGGUGUCAUCUUCUUCCACGAGACGCUCUAUCAGAAGACGGACGACGGCAAGCUCUUCCCCCAGCUGGUCAAAGAGAAGGGCAUGGUGGUGGGCAUCAAGGUGGACAAGGGUGUGGUUCCCCUCGCUGGCACCAAUGGAGAGACCACCACUCAAGGUCUGGACGGGCUCUACGAGCGCUGUGCUCAGUACAAGAAGGACGGCGCUGACUUUGCCAAGUGGCGAUGUGUGUUGAAGAUCACCUCCACCACCCCGUCCCAGCAGGCCAUCAUGGAGAACGCCAACGUGCUGGCCCGCUACGCCAGCAUCUGCCAGAUGCAUGGCAUCGUGCCCAUCGUGGAGCCUGAGAUUCUUCCAGACGGUGACCACGAUCUGCAGCGCUGCCAGUAUGUGACUGAGAAGGUGUUGGCAGCGGUCUACAAAGCCCUGUCUGACCACCACGUCUAUCUGGAGGGCACGCUGCUCAAACCCAACAUGGUGACUGCCGGCCACUCCUGCCCUAAGAAGUACGUCCCUCAGGAGAUCGCCAUGGCGACUGUCACCGCCCUGCGCCGCACUGUGCCCCCCGCGGUGCCAGGUGUGACCUUCCUGUCAGGCGGUCAGAGUGAGGCAGAGGCCACCAUCAACCUGAACGCCAUCAAUCAGUGCCCCCUGCACAAGCCCUGGGCCCUCACCUUCUCCUUCGGCCGGGCCCUGCAGGCCUCCGCGCUGAAGGCUUGGGGAGGCAAGAAGGAGAACGGCAAGGCCUGCCAGGAGGAGUACGUCAAGAGAGCCCUGAAUAAUAGCAAGGCAGCUCUGGGGAAGUACGAGUCCUCUGGAGAGAAGGGAGCAGCUCAGGAGUCUCUGUUUGUGGCCGACCACGCCUACUGAAGUCAGCCAGGCACUUCAUCUCCACUCUACCCAGUCAUUCCACACCUUUCCACCACAUCCUCAGUCACACAGAUUAACCAUUCAGUAUCAUCCCAUUAGUGAUGAGAGCCCAAUGAGUUCCUAGAUAGAAAAUCAUUAGAAUACUACAAUACCCAAAAGCCCAGUACGGAUACUUUAGCUCUAUCCUCCCUUUGAGCUUGACUUUGCACUUGUAACGUCGGUGUUGGGCCCAAUCCUAAUCUCCACACUCUCAGACCUUGAGGUGUGUUCCCGGUAGGUCUGUGAGGGUUGAAGGCUGCCCAAUGUUUGGCUCUCGAGCAGACAUUAUUUUCUGCAUCCCUGCUUACGGGGGGGAACUAAAUUCACUGAGAGCAUUUCACUCAGAGGUACCUACACAGAAUAUAUAUAUAAAGUCUUAUACCCACAACUGUAUGUAACAUGAUCUCCGUCGCUGCAAAGUCUUGUCCCAUUCCUCUUUAUAACAUUUUGAGCCCUUGAAGCCUCUCACCAGGUGACAUCAGUUAAGUCUGUGGGGGGGGGGGGGGUCAGGGUUUAGGACUAGGCCCUACUGUACUGCCUGACUUAGUGUGCUGUGACACUUUAUUUUGUGUGUGUGCACUUAAACCCCACAGAGAGACAGAGUUGUCCUCAAUUUGUGAAUUUGUCUUUCGUACAUGUGCCUUCAUUAUUCUACUGAACUGCUGGAGGACACUCUGUAGAGGACGGUGUAAUGAAUAUACAGUAUUAGUGUAUACACUGGAAAGACAUUCAAAUUAAAAUAUUCCAUAACUAA